ACCGAUCCUCCGGGAGAGAACCGGCUGUCCGGUUCCGAAACGCCUGAACAAACAGCGUUGGCGGACCUCUGCGGGGCAGGAGAGAAGAGAAGAAGGGGCGCGGCUGGGACGCAGCCCCUCCACAAUUGAGUUUGCCGUUCUCCUAAGACAGCCUGGCCUUCCGCACCAGCCUCUCCCUCCGGGGCCCGCUGGGCAGGCGGGAGGCGUCCUGCUCUUCCACGGAUGAAUUCCCCUUCCCCUCCCCGCCCUCUCAUAAUUUUGGAAGAGACCCCUGCCCGCCUCUGAAAGAGCUGCAACGUUGGGUGCGCGUUGUUUUUUUUCUUUUUUGUUUGGAGAAGCUGCCCAAAUCUCUCUUUGGAUUUCUACCCCCUUCCCCUCCCCACACAACAGAAGGCGCUGACCCCCCCGACGCCCAUUAGCCCCCCGGAUCCCCGGGAUCUAGUCCACCCUUAGAGCAAACGUCCUGGAGGGAAUCUCAUCGCUCUUCUGGAUCGCAGAGCGGUGAUUAAGACAGCCGCCCCUCGCUCUCCAUUCCCCAGUGGGACGUCCUCCCCUAUCCCCGCAGAGCCGUUUUCUGGAACUGAAAAGUGCCCCUUUCUCCAAAAAAGAGCUAAAAACGGGGUGGGAUCUGGGGGUCUCCUCCCUGGGUCGGUUGCUUUUCCUCGGAGGUCCUGCUGGGGUAAAAGGGGGACCUCCCCCCCGGCCGAAAGGCUGAGCUGCAGCGGCGAAAGGCUGGAGGCUCGGAGCUCUUUCAACCCAGCGUCAGGAAGCGGCUGCACCCGGUUGACCUUUGCUAUGGGUCCUUCCCGAAAAGAAUUCUGGAUCUUGGGCUACCUCCUGGCAGGGUCGUGCCUCAUCUCCUGCCAGAGUUCGCUUCCCACUAUUCUCCCAAACGAAGAGCAAAUGGUCGUGCAGCUGAACGGCCCCUUCACGUUGAAAUGUUCUGGAGACAGCGAAGUCAGCUGGCAACAUCCCAUCCCGGAAGGCAACCACUCCAUAAGCAUCAGAAACGAAGAGAACAACAGCGGCCUUUUUGUGACCGUCCUUGAAGUGGCAAACGCUUCGGCGUCUCUCACCGGAUUAUACAUUUGUUAUUAUAAUCACUCUCAGGAGGAAGAUGGAGAGGUGGAGGGGAAAGAGAUCUACAUUUUUGUGCCAGAUCCAGCUGUUCCUUUUGUCCCAACUUCCCCAGAAGAUUUGUUCAUUGUUGCCAGCGAGGAAGACAAUUCUUCAAUUAUCCCCUGUCGCACGACUGAUCCUAACACUCAAGUCACUCUGAUGAACAGAGAAGGAAAAAUGAUCUAUGCCUCUUACGACAACAGGCUGGGCUUCAUUGGAAACUUCUCUUUGGGGUCCUACAUAUGCAAGACAACUGUCAAAACAGUCCAAUUCGAGUCCGGCGAAUUUUUCAUCUAUGUUUACAAAGCUCCAUCGUACCUUCAUGUUGAAAUUGAGUCUCCCAAGACUGUAUAUAAAACAGGAGAAACCAUUACUGUUACUUGUGUGGUCUUGGAUAAUGAAGUGGUGAACCUAGAGUGGAAUUAUCCAGGGAAAGUGAAAAAUAAAGGCAUAAUCACCCUUGAUGACAUCAAAGUUCCAACCCAGAAGCUGAUAUAUAAUUUAACCAUUCCAGAUGCAUCAGCGAAGGACAGCGGAGAUUACGAGUGUGCUGUCCGACAUGUCACCAAAGAUUUUAAGAAAAUGGAAAGGAUAGUCAUCUAUGUCCACGAUAAAGGGUUCAUUCAUUUGGAACCCCAUUUCAAGCCCACGGAAGCUGUCAAUCUGCACGAGGUCAGAAACUUUGUCAUUUACGUCUACGCCUACCCAGAGCCAAAAUUGUUUUGGCUGAAGGACAACGUCACCCUGAUGGAGAAUCUCACAGAGAUUGUGACCAGUUCCAAGCAAAUCCAAGAAACAAGAUAUCAGAGUGUAUUAAAAUUAAUUCGUGCCAAGGAAGAAGACAGUGGAUAUUAUACACUAGUAGCACAGAACGAGGAUGAAAUCCAGAGAUACACUUUCUCUCUGCUCAUACAAGUUCCAGCUUUAAUUCGAGACCUGGUAGAUAAUCACCAUGGCUCUUCUGGGCAGACAGUCAAAUGUUUGGCAGAAGGCACACCGCUCCCCGAUGUCGAAUGGCUGGUUUGCAAGGACAUUAAAAAAUGCAACAAUGACACCUCAUGGACUCUCCUGACCAACAAUAUCUCUGAUGUGACGGUGGAGACUCAUCUUGAUGAGAGGAACAUGGUAGCCAGUCAGGUGACUUUUCAGAAGGUGGAAGAAAUAAUGGCCGUUCGCUGUAUGGCAAAGAAUGACCUUCGGACGGUUACAAGAGAACUGAAGCUUGUGGCUCCUACAUUGAGAUCGGAACUCACUGUGGCUGCUACUGUUCUGGUCCUCCUCGUGAUUGUAAUAAUCGCGCUGAUCGUCUUGGUAAUCAUAUGGAAACAGAAACCCAGAUAUGAGAUCAGAUGGAGAGUCAUUGAGUCUAUCAGCCCUGAUGGCCAUGAGUACAUCUAUGUGGACCCUAUGCAACUGCCCUACGAUUCAAGAUGGGAAUUCCCUAGAGAUGGACUAGUGCUAGGUCGAAUUCUUGGUUCUGGAGCUUUUGGGAAAGUAGUUGAAGGAACAGCCUAUGGAUUAAGCCGGUCGCAACCAGUGAUGAAAGUAGCUGUAAAGAUGUUGAAACCAACUGCAAGAUCCAGCGAAAAGCAGGCCCUCAUGUCUGAAUUAAAGAUAAUGACUCAUCUUGGCCCUCACUUGAACAUUGUCAACCUCUUAGGAGCUUGCACAAAAUCAGGUCCAAUAUACAUCAUAACAGAGUACUGUUUUUAUGGAGACUUGGUGAACUACCUCCAUAAAAACAGGGAUAACUUUCUCAGUCGAAAUUCUGAAAAAGCCAAGACAGACCUGGACAUCUUUGGCAUUAAUUCUGGAGAUGAGAGCACUAGGAGCUAUGUCAUCCUGUCCUUUGAAAAUAACGGCGAAUAUAUGGACAUGAAACAAGCAGACACAACCCAGUACGUGCCCAUGUUAGAAAGAAAAGACAGGUCAAAGUACUCAGACAUCCAGCGAUCUUUGUACGACCGCCCUGCUUCAUAUAAGAAAAAAUCCAUAUUGGAUGGGAAGAAUCUGCUUUCUGAUGACAAUUCAGAAGGUCUGAGUUUGUUGGAUCUGCUAAGCUUCACCUACCAAGUAGCCCGGGGAAUGGAAUUCCUGGCGUCAAAAAAUUGCGUGCACCGUGAUCUGGCGGCACGAAAUGUCCUCUUAGCCCAAGGAAAAAUUGUGAAGAUCUGUGACUUUGGGCUAGCAAGAGACAUUAUGCAUGAUUCCAACUAUGUUUCCAAAGGCAGUACCUUUCUUCCAGUGAAAUGGAUGGCACCUGAAAGCAUUUUUGACAACUUGUAUACCACAUUAAGUGAUGUCUGGUCCUAUGGCAUUCUGUUAUGGGAAAUAUUUUCUCUUGGGGGGACCCCAUACCCGGGCAUGAUGGUUGACUCCACCUUCUAUAAUAAAAUAAAAAGUGGCUAUCGGAUGACAAAACCAGAUCAUGCCACCUGUGAGGUGUAUGACAUCAUGGUAAAAUGCUGGAAUAGUGAACCUGAAAAGAGACCUUCAUUUUACCACUUGAGUGAAAUAGUUGAGAGUCUGCUGCCUGGUGAAUACAAGAAGAGUUAUGAUAGAAUUCACCUGGACUUCUUAAAGAGUGAUCAUCCUGCCGUCACACGUAUGAGAGUGGACUGCGAUAAUUCAUAUAUUGGUGUCACUUACAAGAAUGAGGACAAAAUGAAGGACAGGGAGAGUGGAUUUGACGAACAGAGACUCAGUGCAGACAGUGGCUAUAUAAUCCCACUGCCUGAUAUUGACCCUGUAUCAGAAGAUGAACUGGGAAAAAGGAACAGGCACAGUUCUCAGACGUCUGAGGAAAGUGCUAUCGAAACUGGAUCCAGCAGUUCUACGUUUGUGAAGCGAGAAGACGAAACCAUCGAUGAUAUUGACAUUAUCGAUGACAUUGGCAUGGAUCCCUCAGAACUCGUUGAGGACAGCUUCCUGUAACUCUGGAAAGUAGAGUGGACUAUUUUUUUUUUGAGCUGUGUAAAACAAAAGAGAGAGGAAGAUCAAGAUAUAACCCGUGAACUUCCAAUUCGGUCAGGAAAACCACUCCAAAACAGAAGACCUGCCAAUGCUCGUGUCUCCACAAGUGGUCACAGAAUCUCCCUUGGUUACUGAAAGACUUUGAAAAGCCAGUUUUUAAGCAUCUCUCUUCCUUGAAAUAUUCCAUAGUAGCAGUUCAGUCUUGUUUGCUGUUUCAGUAGAUGGAUGAAUAAAGGAAAAAGGCCACGGAAACAGUCAGUUUGUGUUUCAAGGGCAUUCAUAACUCAGACGGAUAAAAUUUCUACUACGGUGAAUCGAUGUCAGUGUGAUUGUAUAAAUACCUGUUCCUACCAGGAUAUUUUUUUUUAAUUUUUUUUUUUUAAAAGAAGACCACUUAAGACUUUGGCAUUUUUUUUUACUUCCUUAAGUUUAUAUAAGCUGCUGGUGGAUUAUCACCUGAGAUGAAUGACAUAUCGAAAAGAAACCACUUUGGAAAAGCAUGAAAUGGAUUAACACUAAGUAACGUUUUAUUUUUUACAGAUAAUGCAAACAAAAAGGGAACGGCAGGUAUUUCCAAAAUAUAUUCAAUAGCUUAUUAAAUCGAACGAGAUUUUUCCACCCCCAUAACCAUAGAAGAAUAGUUCUUUUAUCUACUGUUCUCAGUAUUACUGAGUAUAGUUUAUAACUACUUCUUGUCCUUUGUUAAAACGCAGUACUUAAGUCACUACUAACAAACUAAAUCAUUUUAGGGUUUAAAUAUUUACACAAAAGGCUCUUCUAUUUGACUGUUUUGGUAAAUGAAACUUUAGUUUAGGAAGUAGGAUUAGAAAGUGUUUUCUAAGGGGUCUAGAUAUUAAUUUGCCUUCCUUGGCAGAAGAGCUUUCUUAAUACAGUGGCUAACAUGCUGGUAAGUCUUCACUAGCACAAACUGAUUUUGCAGAAUAUAGAAAUCCGAAAGGUAUUUUUUUAAUAAAUGUAAUACAUUUACAAUCAAAUUAUUGUACAGUAGAAAUAGGUGACCAAUUAAUAAGGCUGCUUGGAGCAUUGAAGAAUGAUGGUACACAUUUAAAAGGGUUUUUUUUUUUGUGGGGUGGGGACCAGGGGGGUGGUAUACCUGUGACUUGGAUGAUUGGAUACACCAACUGAUCUUUCUGAAAAAGUUUUUUUUUUUCUGAGCCUGAAAUUUCCAGUUGCGUAGCUACUUUGGUGCAAAAAAUGUUUUUCUUCUAAAGAAAUUUUCCUACGAAAAUUAGCAAGUUUUUAUCCCCCUGCAAUUUCUCCGAUGGGCAUUGAAUCAAAAGUCAAAGCUUUUCCGUGCAUGCAGUAUACUUAAAGCACAGAUCUGCCUAACUUCUGUAGAUUAAGUGGAAGUAUGCCGCUGCAUUUGUAAAAUGUCAGUCAGGUAGCAUUAAUUCUUCUUUUUAUAUAUUCUGAGAUAGGUUUUAAUAUUACUCUUUUCUUAAUCUGCCUUUUUAAUACGUGUGAUAGAGUGUCAAAUUAUUGUGUGAUUUAUAGUGGAAUCCUAUUCACGUCUACUUAAAACGUAAGCCCCAAUCAGUGUUUUGGCUUACUUCCAGAUCGGUGCAUAUAAGGAUUGUAGCUUUUAGGCUGUGAUUUUGUCAGAAGGUCUGUGGAAAUAAUAAACUGGAACCGGUCCUUAUAAAUAAAGACUGGGAGCGUAUGGUGCACUAGAGACAAACUCACAUCAUUACAGAAAAUCCAGUCUGGAGUUUUGCAAAGAGAAAAAUAAGAAGGUGAACUUGCUUAGAAGAAUCUGCUCUUGGUUCUGAAAGCCAAGUUGCAUGCAAGUCUAUAUGUGCAAUUUUCUGGAUUGGUUCAAUGGUGGAAGCAAAAAACAAACAAACAAACAAAAACAACAACCCCCAACCCCCCAAACAAAACUUGGCAUGUUGCGAGAGGCAUUUGGCACACAAUUAUACUCACCGCAAAGCUCCAACUCAAUAAAUGGAGCAGAGACUGGGCAUUAAGAACAUGUUGCCCGUGUGGUAAAGGCUUGAAGGAUCUCCUAUGGAAUCUGUGUUCCCCAAAUACUCUUAAUGAUCCUGCAAAGGUCUCAGAGAGACGAUUGCUUGGAGCAACAUGUCAAUCGCUUCUCUGGCUAGAAUUUAUGACAGUAAAGAGCAGCAUAUAAAGAAGGCCUUGAGUUGGCAAGGUUGUUUUAGAGACAGUGUUUCUAAACGCUAAGUUUAGCUUAGCUUAGUUUACGCUAAGCUCUGUGCUUGGUCCUUGGGCUGAGAAGCGUCCCUUCAGACCUUAUCUACGAGGUGAAGGAGUGCUUUGGGUCAUCUCAAUGACGAUUCAGCAACGCAACCGCCCUCGCUUGAUUCUGAAGGUCAUCUGAAAUGCCAGAUGAUGUUUUAGUUUAGUGGAAUAAAUGGUCUCGCCAAACAGAAAGCACGAUUCAGCCAACGUUAAGUUCUUGUAAGAUGCCCAUGAUAUUCUCAGUCAUCCAGGUCAAAAUUGUCCCAAGGGUGCUUUUUGAGGAGGUAACUGGACUUUCUUGUUUUUCUUUGAAGACGUUUCGCUUCUCAUCCAAGAAGAUUCUUCAGCUCUGAAGAAGCAGUCCAAGUUGUCUCUUGGAAAAAAAAGGAACAUUCUUGAAAGAUGUUGAAUUUCAACAAAUGAUAGUGAGCUGCAUUCUCCAAUAGCAAUCCAAGAGAUUCCAGUGAGCUUUUUUGUGGCUGAUGUAACAAUAAAUAUUUCAUUGUAUAUUGUUCUGGAUAUGCCCAACAUCACUGCACCAAAUAAGUAAACCCAAAUUUUCUAGUGAUCUACCACUAUUUCUCUCUGGGCCAGUCUAAUUGAUUACAAGUGGGCUGAGAUCAGAUGCAGACUCCCAAUAUCUCAUUUAGCAUGUUACCUUCAUCAAGUGUUCUCAUCCCACUGGGCAGAAAAGUAGGAUAGAAAAUUUAUAAAUAGCAAAAAAUAUAUUAUUUGGGGCUGUUUAUCUUCCAUCAGCCUUCGUGUUUCACCCAGCGUUAAAUGGAGGACAAUAUUCUUGCCUUGUUGACGGUAAUAGUCUCGCCUUUCUUUUGGAUCUCACAAAACGUGCCCUACUCCACAAGAUGCACAUAGUUUGCUAUUUUGCGGACAAAUCACCUUGCCUCCCACAUCCUAUGAAGUAGCAUCUCGCCUACAUGGGCUCAGAAGGUGCACAGGAUCAGAUCUGGUUAAUAUGCAGAAUCGGGGACUGCCAUAAAAUACUGGGAAUGUAGGAUAGACUGACAAGUACAAAAAAAAUUAAAUAUAUCCCUGGUUGAAGCCAACAGUGAACUAAUUGUGUGCCAUAAAGCUACAUAAAUGUGUCUUAGUUCCUUGUUGCCUUACAGUGAAAAUUGUAAUGCAUACUAUACUGUUGCAUUACAAUGUUUUUUGCUCUCCCUUGCUUGCUAUGCUUCACGCCUUUGGGACCAAUACUUGUUAUGGGACCAAGAUUUAGAUAUGGACCAAAAUCUUUCUUCUCGUCGUAAUCUUCUGAAAAUUAUAGCUCCAGAUACAGCAACGGACUGCACAUUCAAAAGAAAAACUUAAGUCAACCUCAACCCAAGAGCUACUUUAUGCAGUUAGAUUGCAAUCCUAUGUGAUGGCAAGCUCCACGGAAUUAAAUGGAGCUAUUUUUAUUUUUUUUAGCUGAUGUAUUUAGGAUUGCACUGGAUUUUAAUAAUAAUAGUGGCAGAUGAAAAUCACCUAGUUUCUACAUUAUGGUUACUAGUUUCUACAUUAUGGCUCAGAUUCAAGAAGCAUUCACAAAACAAUAAUAAUAAAUGCCCAGUUUCUGUCUGUUCCAUAUACACAUGACAAUCAAAUCUGCCUGUGAAACACAACGUUUUUGGUUAGAAUGGCGGACCUAUUCGUUAAAAUGUUGUCUGCAAUUAUACAAAACAGUCCUAUGAUAUAAUGAAGGACAUAAGAUAAGGUGAUGUUAUACAUCAAUAUGUAUAUAUGUAUUUUUAUAUCAAUUUUGAGGAGUACAAAACAUUUAUGACAAGCUGUAUCACUGCCUUUGUUAAUGAUUUUUUUUUUUUUACUGUGAUAUAUUCCACAGGCAUGCUAACUGUUGCACUUUUAAAUGUCCAAAAUUUAUAUUUUAGAUAAGGAAUGAUAAGGAAAAGAGUGUGCUGAGUGGUAGUUUUGGGAAAUGUUUGGGAAGAAGAAGCUGGAAGAGUGACUAAAGGUACAAAAUGUAAUUCAAAUGCCCCUUUUCUUAUUUUUGGUGUCUUUAAGAACAUGUAAAUUAAGAUCUUUAUAUUUCAAUAAAUGAUAUAUAUAUAUAUAUAUAAUUUAAAAAUA
Molecule: messenger RNA, 8403 nt
Organism: Ahaetulla prasina
Lineage: Eukaryota; Metazoa; Chordata; Lepidosauria; Squamata; Colubridae
Gene: PDGFRA
Product: platelet derived growth factor receptor alpha
Exons: 23
Coding region: 796-4053 (1085 amino acids)
Biological process (GO): positive regulation of kinase activity; embryonic cranial skeleton morphogenesis; multicellular organism development
Cellular component (GO): signaling receptor complex
Molecular function (GO): platelet-derived growth factor alpha-receptor activity; platelet-derived growth factor binding; ATP binding
Source: RefSeq, a predicted model, not a curated record